CGGGCGAGGUAGCCGGAGCGCGGCGGAGCUCCCGCAGCUCACAGCGGGGCGUGCUAGCUGCACUUGGCUCCGUGCGGCUCGGGCGGAGGGCUGAGCGCGCGUCCCGGGCAGGGGCUCCGGGGAAAGCGGCUGCCGCUUUCGAGUGCAGCCCGGCUCCCUGCCACUGCCCCAGCCGGGCCACCUCUUUGCCAUGGCUCUGGCGGACAGCACGCGAGGAUUACCCAACGGGGGCGGCGGCGGGGGCGGCAGCGGCUCCUCAUCGUCGUCCGCCGAGCCGCCGCUCUUCCCCGAUAUCGUGGAGCUGAACGUGGGGGGCCAGGUGUAUGUGACCCGGCGCUGCACGGUGGUGUCGGUGCCGGACUCGCUGCUCUGGCGGAUGUUCACGCAGCAGCAGCCGCAGGAGCUGGCCCGGGACAGCAAAGGCCGCUUCUUUCUGGACCGGGACGGCUUCCUCUUCCGCUACAUCCUGGAUUACCUGCGGGACUUGCAGCUCGUGCUGCCCGACUACUUCCCGGAGCGCAGCCGACUGCAGCGGGAGGCCGAGUACUUCGAGCUGCCCGAGCUCGUGCGCCGCCUCGGGGCGCCCCAGCAGCCCGGCCCGGGGCCGCCGCCACCGCACUCGCGGCGCGGGGUGCCCAAGGAGGGCUCGCUGGGCGAUGAGCUGCUGGCCCUGGGCUACGCGGAGCCCGAGCAGCAGGAGGGCGCCUCGGCCGGGGCGCCGUCGCCCACGCUGGAGCCGGCCAGCCGCAGCCCGUCCGGGGGCGCGGCGGGCCCGCUGCUCACGCCGUCCCAGUCGCUGGACGGCAGCCGGCGCUCGGGCUACAUCACCAUCGGCUACCGCGGCUCCUACACCAUCGGGCGGGACGCGCAGGCAGAUGCCAAGUUCCGGCGGGUGGCGCGCAUCACCGUGUGCGGCAAGACGUCCCUGGCCAAGGAGGUGUUCGGGGACACCCUGAACGAGAGCCGGGACCCUGACCGGCCACCGGAGCGCUACACCUCGCGUUAUUACCUCAAGUUCAACUUCCUGGAGCAGGCCUUCGACAAGCUGUCUGAGUCUGGCUUCCACAUGGUGGCCUGCAGUUCCACCGGUACCUGCGCCUUUGCCGGCAGCACCGACCAGAGCGAAGACAAGAUCUGGACCAGCUACACCGAGUACGUCUUCUGCAGGGAGUGAGCUCCCGGGACCCCUCGCUGCUCCGGCGCCCGCCCCCACCCCUCGGCGGGAGAGGAUCAGAGACCGCUCCCCACCCCUAACCUUUGCCCUGUCUCCCUUUGCCCCGAGGUCCCCAAUCCCCGGUCCCGGUCCGGCCCCAGACCGUUCCGCCGCCGACUCCCCCUCCCCCCUUCAGAAUCUGCAGCGGAAAAUCCAUCCUCUGGGCUUUUCUUCGGACUCGGCUAACCCAGGGGGCCCAGGCUUGUCCCAGUCCCCACCCCCACCCCCACCCAAUGCUUCCUCUUUUUACUGCCUCAAACCUCUCCUCCCCCAGAUUGUACUUCAAUCUGGAUCCACCGGGCCAGUGUGGUCACCAAGUCGGCACGAACGGGGGGGGUGGGGUGGGGAGGCGGGGAGAACCGAGGUGUUGGGAACCCGUUCGGACUGUGCAGUGCUGCGAAGAUUCCUGGAGAUCGCGAGCCCUUCUGACGCCUGUGUGGUGUGAGGGCGCAGAAUGGUGACCCCGCCUGGGGAGAGAGUUGGUGUCUUAACAGCUCACUGCCAUCUCUGACCCUCGGUGAAGCCGGAUUGAGGGCGUCGCUGAGGCACUUCGGCUGUACGGAGUGAGGUUUUGAAAAGCUGCAGGUGUAGACGUAGGAGCACCUGGUGCUCACAUGGUCAAGGGUCCUGUCUUUUCCCUACGGGAUACAGGGUCUUGAAACUUGGAGAGCGUGGAUCCUCCUGCCUGGCGAGGCGCCCUUUCAGUGCCAGGAGCCCUUGGUUCCCUGGGGUGACUUGGGAGCCCUUGGGGGCAAGAGGGAGAAGGGGUGUUGGUCUCCUAAGAAUUAGAACCGUGCGGGCCUCCGCUCCGUGGGGAGUGGUUACCUGGAAGCGAUUGUACACGCGACCGGGCCAGGAGACGCUCGUGGGCAUUAGCAGAACUGUAUUCUUGCAGUGAAUGGCAAUAGGACCUGUCUUAGAGCUAGGACUUUGGGG
This is a messenger RNA of Lepus europaeus (European hare), 2149 nucleotides long. It is a transcript of the gene KCTD12, whose product is annotated as potassium channel tetramerization domain containing 12. The transcript has a single exon. Gene Ontology annotation, biological process: regulation of G protein-coupled receptor signaling pathway; protein homooligomerization. Gene Ontology annotation, molecular function: protein binding. The record is from RefSeq and is a predicted model, not a curated record. Bases 191 to 1174 code for a protein of 327 amino acids. Gene Ontology annotation, cellular component: postsynaptic membrane; presynaptic membrane. NCBI's taxonomy places the organism in Eukaryota, Metazoa, Chordata, Mammalia, Lagomorpha, Leporidae.